Messenger RNA from Symbiodinium necroappetens, 957 nucleotides. The record is from the annotation of a GenBank genome assembly. Lineage: Eukaryota; Dinophyceae; Suessiales; Symbiodiniaceae.
AUGGCUGGCGAGUGGUCCGAGCAUCAAGACGCCGCAACUGGAAAGAGCUACUACUCCAACAAGCUUACCAAAGAGACUACCUGGGAGCGCCCCCAGGCCCUCGUCAAGGCUGAUUGGCUGGAGCUCAAAGAUCCGGAUAGUGGGAAGAGUUACUACCACAACAAGUUCACCAACGAGACGUGCUGGCAGCGGCCGGCGAUACUGGCGAAGGAUGACUGGGCGGAGCACACGGAUCCGAAAACGAAUAAAGCUUUUUAUUUCAACAAGCUCACUCAAGAAACCACCUGGGAGAGGCCCGCUGUAUUGGCUCGGGAUGACUGGGCAGAGCACAAGGACCCAGCAACUGGGAAGAUAUUCUAUUCAAACAAGCUCACUGGCGAGACGUCUUGGGACAGGCCGAUAGUCCUUGCAAGAGAAGACUGGGUCAAGCACACAGAUCCGAAGACGAAUAAGACCUUCUACGUCAACCAGCGCACCCAGGAGACCACUUGGGACAAGCCAUCUGUGCUUGAAAAGGAUGAGUGGGUUGAGUACAAGGACCCGGCGACUGGACAGAUGUAUUUCUGCAAUAAGGUCACGAGAGAAACAACAUGGGAAAAGCCAGCCGUGCUUGCGAAAGAUGAUUGGUCUGAGCACAAGGAUCCAACGUCUGGGAAGACGUAUUACUGCAACAGGCUCACCAAGCAGACUUGCUGGGAGAGGCCGGCGGUACUUGCCAAGUGUGACUGGGUCGAGUACAGCGACGCAGCUACGGGCAAGACCUGGUACUACAACAAGCAUACUGAAGAGACUUCAUGGGAGAAGCCAGCCGUGCUUCGAAACGUUGAUGCAUCCGAGCACACUCCGGCACCGCAGUUCCCUGAAAAGCCGGCACGGCCCAAAGAGGCCGAGAUCAACAAGCCGUCAUCGCAACCAGAAGUUCAAUCUGCCCCACAGGCAGUCCCAGUCAAAUCCAAG